This is a messenger RNA of Salvelinus namaycush (lake trout), 713 nucleotides long. RefSeq names its product ribosomal protein S6 kinase alpha-6-like. Gene Ontology annotation, biological process: protein phosphorylation. The transcript is spliced from 7 exons. Gene Ontology annotation, molecular function: ribosomal protein S6 kinase activity; ATP binding. Lineage: Eukaryota; Metazoa; Chordata; Actinopteri; Salmoniformes; Salmonidae. The annotation marks the transcript as partial. The record is from RefSeq and is a predicted model, not a curated record.
UUUGAAAUGCUGACUGGGACGUUACCAUUCCAGGGCAAAGACCGCAAUGAGACAAUGAACAUGAUCCUCAAAGCUAAGUUAGGGAUGCCUCAGUUCCUGAGUCUAGAAGCCCAGAGUCUGCUGAGAAUGCUGUUUAAACGCCACCCUGCUAACCGCCUGGGGGCUGGGGUCGACGGGGUGGAGGAGAUCAAACGUCACGCCUUCUUCUCAUCGAUCGACUGGAACAAGCUAUACAGGACAGAGCUCCAGCCUCCGUUCAAACCAGCAGCAGGGAAGCCUGACGACACGUUCUGCUUCGACCCAGAGUUCACCGCUAAAACACCCAAAGACUCCCCAGGUAUUCCUCCCAGUGCCAAUGCCCAUCAGCUGUUUAAAGGGUUCAGCUUCGUGGCUCCAGCCUCUCUGGAUGACAAGAAGGGCUCUCCUCUACUCAGCAUCCUACCUAUAGUACAGAUACAUGGUGGAUCAGCCCAGUUCUCAGACCUGUAUGAGCUUCAGGAGGAUAUUGGAGUUGGAUCGUAUUCUAUCUGUAAACGCUGUGUACACAGAGUGUCUGUUAUGGACUACGCUGUGAAGAUAAUAGAUAAGGGUAAGAGGGAUCCAUCGGAGGAGAUUGAGAUUCUGAUGAGAUACGCACAGCACCCCAACAUCAUCACACUCAAAGAUGUAAGUACUGUAGCCCAAACUGUUACUGUUAGCCCCAAACUGUUACU